CAGCACUCGUAACUCCGAGCUCUCCGUAGACACAACCACCACCAUCACCAACCUACAUUUGCGACAACGGCGAUAUAAAAGACGGCACCCCCAGCCCCGAUAUUAGGCCUUACAUGGCUACAUAACUUUGCCAAUUUCACAACCACCGAUAACACCAUGCUCCUCCUCCGACCCCUCCGCCAGACAUCACGAGUAGCAACCGCGGCCUUGAGCGCUUCGACAGCGCGGGCUUGCGCUCAACGCUCCAGCAAUGCCACAUUCUACCUCCGACGCACCUAUGCAGCAAGAGGCGCACCCGCGAGCUUCCCAACAAUCGAUACUUGCCCGUCGCCCACCUGCUCAUGCGCUCCGACUCCCACGUUCCCCGAAGGCUUCGAGAUCGAUCACACCACGCCUCUCAACGGUCUUAUGCCAAACCACGCCCAGCAAGUCCUAAUCUGCACCGGCAAGGACGACUGGCCAUCCAAAAUCGAGGAUGAUGACAAUGGCCAAAACCAUGCCGCCAUGCUGCGCGAUCUGAUCGGCCGUGGAGGUCCCUAUAACGAUCCCUUCCACAACAUCUCCGUCCUCAACGUCUCCUUCCCCCCAUCUUCUUCUUCUUCGCCCUCCGACGCCCCCACGAACACCAAAACAACAUCAAUCUACCUCCUCCCCGACUUCAAAUACCUCCCCUCCCUCUCCUCCGACCCCAACCACCUCAAAGCCCUCGUAAAAGCCCACCUCCUCCCCGAAAAGCUGCACCCCGUGCACGACCACUCGCCGCCCGCCAAGCGGGAGGCACUUCUCUGCGAUCCCACGUACGCCGAUCUGGUGCCCGGGAUUCGUGAUAUAAAAAACGAGGUGAUCGUGUUGAUCUGCGGCCAUGGCGGGCGGGACCAGCGGUGCGGGGUGUACGGGCCCCUGUUGCGGACCGAGUUCGAGGCGAGGCUGGCGGAGCAAGGACCUGAAAAGAUCGAGGUGCUAAAGGGCGCUGCUGCGCCUGCCGAGAAGGAGGACCUGGAGGAGGAAAGUAAGAAGGUCUGGGGAGCGAGGGUCGGGCUGAUUAGCCAUAUCGGUGGCCACAAAUUCGCGGGCAACGUGAUUGUUUAUAUUCCGCCGGGGUUGAAGAUUUAUGACUCGGACGUGCCGCAUCCACUGGCGGGACAUGGGAUUUGGUACGGGCGGGUUGAACCGAAGCAUGUGGACGGGAUUGUGAAGGAGACGAUCGGGAAGGGGAAUGUGAUUAAGGAGCUGUUUAGGGGCGGGAUUAAGCAGGGUGGUGAGAUUUUGAGGUUGCCUUUGUAG
Neurospora tetraspora is the source of this 1284-nucleotide messenger RNA. RefSeq names its product Sucrase/ferredoxin-like-domain-containing protein. The transcript is spliced from 2 exons. NCBI's taxonomy places the organism in Eukaryota, Fungi, Ascomycota, Sordariomycetes, Sordariales, Sordariaceae. The coding region runs from base 157 to 1284 and encodes 375 amino acids. The record is from RefSeq and is a predicted model, not a curated record.